This is a messenger RNA of Pimephales promelas (fathead minnow), 2515 nucleotides long. RefSeq names its product ATPase H+ transporting V1 subunit B2a (gene atp6v1b2a). Gene Ontology annotation, cellular component: proton-transporting V-type ATPase, V1 domain. The record is from RefSeq and is a predicted model, not a curated record. Gene Ontology annotation, molecular function: proton-transporting ATPase activity, rotational mechanism; ATP binding. Gene Ontology annotation, biological process: vacuolar acidification; ATP metabolic process; proton transmembrane transport. NCBI's taxonomy places the organism in Eukaryota, Metazoa, Chordata, Actinopteri, Cypriniformes, Leuciscidae.
ACGAGUUCUACUUCCUGAUCACGCUGUCAUAUGACUCCGUCUGUUCAUCCGCUCUCCGCGUAGAUCUGUUUACACAUAGACAGUUUAGUUUAAUUAAGAAAAAUAACAAUAAUGUCUACAUUAGUAGCUAAUCGACCCGUGGAUCUGAACGGCCCUGAAGCAGCGGCUCGCCAGCACGCGCAAGCCGUAGUCAGAAACUACAUCUCCCAGCCCAGACUGACCUACUCUACUGUGUCUGGUGUAAAUGGGCCACUGGUUAUCUUGGACAAUGUCAAAUUCCCACGUUAUGCUGAGAUUGUGCACCUCACCUUACCUGAUGGGACCAAGAGGAGUGGGCAGGUUCUGGAGGUCGUGGGCACCAAAGCUGUCGUCCAGGUGUUUGAAGGAACCUCAGGUAUCGAUGCUAAGAAGACCGCAUGUGAAUUCACUGGUGACAUCUUGCGCACACCUGUGUCUGAGGAUAUGCUUGGACGUGUUUUCAACGGGUCGGGUAAACCCAUUGACCGGGGUCCUACUGUUUUGGCUGAGGACUAUUUGGACAUCAUGGGUCAGCCCAUCAACCCUCAGUGUCGUAUCUACCCUGAGGAAAUGAUUCAGACUGGCAUCUCUGCUAUUGAUGGCAUGAACAGUAUUGCCCGUGGGCAGAAGAUCCCCAUCUUUAGUGCUGCUGGACUACCACAUAAUGAGAUUGCUGCCCAGAUCUGUCGCCAGGCUGGUUUGGUUCAGAAAUCCAAAGAUGUGAUGGACUACACUUCAGAAAACUUUGCCAUCGUCUUUGCUGCUAUGGGGGUCAACAUGGAGACGGCACGCUUCUUCAAGUCAGACUUUGAGGAGAACGGUUCUAUGGACAAUGUGUGCUUGUUCCUGAACCUGGCCAAUGAUCCUACCAUUGAACGCAUCAUCACCCCGCGUCUGGCUUUGACCACAGCGGAGUAUCUGGCUUAUCAGUGUGAGAAGCAUGUGUUGGUCAUCCUCACGGACAUGAGCUCCUAUGCAGAGGCUCUGAGAGAGGUGUCUGCUGCUCGUGAAGAGGUGCCGGGUCGUCGUGGUUUCCCAGGUUACAUGUACACUGAUCUUGCUACAAUCUAUGAGCGUGCUGGAAGAGUGGAGGGCAGAAAUGGAUCAAUCACCCAGAUUCCCAUUCUAACCAUGCCUAAUGAUGAUAUCACCCAUCCGAUCCCUGAUUUGACUGGUUACAUCACAGAGGGGCAGGUGUAUGUAGACAGACAACUGCAUAACAGACAGAUCUAUCCUCCCAUCAAUGUACUGCCAUCUCUCUCUCGAUUGAUGAAAUCUGCUAUCGGAGAGGGCAUGACCCGCAAAGAUCACGCUGAUGUCUCUAACCAGCUGUAUGCAUGUUAUGCCAUUGGUAAAGAUGUUCAGGCCAUGAAGGCUGUGGUUGGUGAGGAAGCUUUGACCUCAGAUGACCUGCUGUACCUGGAGUUCUUGCAGAAGUUUGAAAAGAAUUUCAUUGCUCAAGGUCCGUAUGACAACAGAACUGUAUUCGAGACACUGGAUAUUGGUUGGCAGCUGCUCCGAAUCUUCCCCAAAGAAAUGCUGAAGAGAAUUCCUCAGAGCACACUGGCCGAGUUCUACCCGAGAGAGUCCGCUGCCCGCCACUGAGCCUCCUAAGACCACUACACCUUUUGGAGGCCUGGGCUAAACAAAUCUCCCACAAAACAAAUCUCAACCCUUGUGUCCACCUUUAGCCUGACAAGUGAUAUUUAGGAUUACAAGGCAUAACUCUGGGAUAAUACACAUUUAUCAUGCAUUAAAUUAUUUCAUAAACAUGCAUGUUGUCAUCUCAUGUGUUAUGACCUCCAGAGAUUAUUCCAGUGUCCCCCAUUGUUGUGUUAUACAUGUUUGUGUGUACUGUAUCAUGUUGAUAGGAUGUGUAAUUGUGCUGGAGAUGCAUACUGUCCUGUAGUUCAUUUCUUUUCUUUUUGUGUAAGCUUUUUCACUGUCUGAAGCCUAAAGAGAAUAUUACAAAACAUUUGCGCUCAAAGGGAAAUAUUCAGGGCUCACUUGCACAUUUGUCCACAUUUGUCCUCACUUGCACAUCACGUCCUCCAUUAAUCACUAUAACAAACGUAAAAAAUAACGUUUCCAAACAUUCCAAUGUAAGUAAUGAGAAUAUUUGAUUUACAAAUUCAUUUAUGGCCCUUAUUCCCUUGGAAAUAUUUGCUUUUAUUUAUUUUAAUAUAAAAAAAAACACAUUUAAAUUAAUACUUGCAAACCAAACUUAGUUUCUGUUAUGCUGUUAGACAGGUGAUUAUAGGUGUUGAAUGAUCAUAUACGUAGUGUGUGUGCUUGUCACCUGACAGCUGUUAUUUCCCUUUUAGAGGAGGAAUGGAGGAUGUUUACAGCAUCUGUGCUUUGAAAUAUGCUCUGCAAUGUAAGACUGAUUAAACAUUCCCCUCUUACUCUGUAUGUGUAAAUGUGUUUUACCUGUUUUGUUUGCUGUUUAAACCUGUCAAACCUCUCAGAUGAAUUAAAUUAUAUUGUUAUAUGGUGA